This is a messenger RNA of Guillardia theta CCMP2712, 603 nucleotides long. RefSeq lists its product as hypothetical. The transcript is spliced from 4 exons. The coding region runs from base 1 to 603 and encodes 200 amino acids. The record is from RefSeq and is a predicted model, not a curated record. NCBI's taxonomy places the organism in Eukaryota, Cryptophyceae, Pyrenomonadales, Geminigeraceae.
AUGGAGUUUAGCGAAUGGCUGACGACGAACUCAGCAGGGUUCUACACUGGAACGAGGAGGAACAAGACCUACCGAGUGAGCAAGGACACCCUCCAGCUGCAUUUUGAGAUGUGCUCCUGCUCCGAGUGCAACUCAAGGAACAUCCUGUGGGGCAACCCGAUAAGAGCGACGAAGAUGUGCGACAUCGCCACGGCCGGCGGGAGCCACAUGGAUAACGAGUGGCAUCGGUUCUGGAGGGGCAUCACCUCCCUGAUGACGAUUGCUCAGAGAAGAGGAACGGACAUGAAGUCGGUGGUGUCGGAGCUCAACGACCUGAACCUGACGAUCGAGAUGGACAACAGCUUCAUCCCGGACGACCGGGAGAAGAUCGCCGAGUUCUACAGUAACGAGGAGUCCGUGCACCGAGAGGCUCUGGUUGAGAUGUGUAUCAUCAACGGGACGAGAGUCCUGGACGCCAAGAAGUGGCUCGACGACAACUACCAAGGAGAGGACGACGCGACUCUGCAAGCGCUGGAGAACAUGAUGCAGGCCGCGCUGUAUGUGGCGCGGGAGCUGAAUGUGUCGAGGAAGCGGAAGGUCCGAGAUGACUCGGAGCUAGCAUAG